Molecule: messenger RNA, 1931 nt
Organism: Petromyzon marinus (sea lamprey)
Lineage: Eukaryota; Metazoa; Chordata; Hyperoartia; Petromyzontiformes; Petromyzontidae
Source: RefSeq, a predicted model, not a curated record
UGGACUCGACCACGAAUCCCUGCAACAAGCGGCAAGUUAUGCAAUCGCUCAGCAAUGUCACCGCCCCAAAAUGUAAACAACUCUAAGCAAACACAUUAAGGGUUCCGCCCGUAUAUCAUGCAAAUAUGAUGAGUUGCACCCAUGCAGCUUACCGCUCACUCUUCUACGCCCACGAAAUACAGCCCCCAUCACCAGCUUUAUAAAGCCCACUUGGAUACCGGCGUUUGUGAAUCAGUCACAAUGAGUCCUCUCGUGCAGAGCUUCCUCGCCAUCGCAUUCUCCCUCCUGCUGCCUGGGAAAGUAUCCUCGGACAGCACGGGGCUUCUGGCCGUGGGAUCGUCAAUGAACUCCAGCUCUAUGGCCUUCGUCCAGCACCAAAUGAGUCCUCGCCGGGCCUCGACCAGCGGCGUUUCAUCGUGUUACAUAUGCACCGGAGGAUCGUGCAAGGUUGAGACAUCAUGCACCACAGUUCCUGACGCCGUGUGCCUGACAGGGAUACUAGACAUGGUCAGCGCUGAGCUGCAGGGUUGCGCAAGUAAGUCGAUCUGCGAAGACUACAGGAAGGCCUACAGUUGCACAGGCAAUGUGCCCAUCGUGGGCUUCUGCUGCUGUUCGUCCAAAAACUGCAACUCGAGCAAAGACACGUGCAUCAAGGAGAUCGCCAAGCGGUGCCGCAACGGGGCUGGUGGCCUUGGCGGCGGCGGCGGCAGCUGGGCUCUGGCCCUGCCCCUUGUGACGCUUUCGGGAUUCCUGCUGCGCUAAUUAGGCCGGCCCAGGGACCUCGACUCCUCUCACGCUCUCUCUAGGACUCGUCAAAAAUUACUCCUUGGAUUCUCAUGAGACACACUCGCCCAACAAAACUCACUUGCACUCUAACUGACUCUUUCACUGAAUUCUGAAUGACUCGCCCGCGGUCUUCCCUGGAGCGCGUCUCGGCUUCACCCAGACACACUUCUCAGGCAUUCCCAGGUUUGAGCCACUUUCUCCUCGACUCCUGGUCUCACAGAUACUCCAUCUUCAUGGGCUCUUUCAGAGCUCCAUUUUCAGACUCUUCAUAGCAGUCACCUACUCCCUGAAUUAUCCAGACUCUCCCUGAACUCGCCUUACUAAUUGGGCUCUCUCUCUUGUGCACUCCUUCAAUCUCCCCCCACGUGACGGGUCUCAGAGUCUUUCCCUCCUUAUCCUCACUUGGGAGUUGGAACGAUGCUUCAAUGCCAUCGAUUCACAUUGAUUCUUUCAACCCACAUUAGACACGUCGAGUCACUUGUAUGAGAAUCAGUUGUUUUUUGGUGGGUUUUAAAAAUACCUUUUAAAAAAUGUUUUAUAUUCGGGGUACAGUGUGAAGUGGUGGCCCAAUGAUUCAGCCAAAGCGAUAUGUGCCCCGAUGAUCUGAGUUUGAUUUCAGGCUCUAGGUUAAACAUCAGCGGGAAGGUGAUGUUAUGAAUUGGCCCUACCCAAUCUUCCACCUCCCUUUUAUUGGCUAUCUGCAACUGACUGAGCACGUUGAGUUAUGGCAGUAUAACCCCCUGGCCAACAUUGCACAGGGGAGGCAAUCAUCGAGCAGUGUGGAUUGCGAAGGGUUGUAAAUUAUGGCGUCGCACGUCAUAAUGGGUUCAUAUCACAUUUUUUGAUUGCCACAGUUGGCUAUGUACGGUGCGAAGGAAGUUCAACGUACGUGCUAUAGCUAGUCGAAAUGUUAUAAUUUAUUUGAUUGCAAUGUAAAAAAUAGUAUCUAAAAAAAAUCAAACCAUGAGUCUGGAUGAUUGCAAUUCAGCCUGCUUGUGUCUCCCGAGAAAAAUAAAUCCACCAUUUAUUACAAAGCAAAUGCAAUGGACUCUGGAAUGUGAAUAUUUGAAUGCAUUCACUGCGUCGUGUCUACUCUCAACAUUUAUGAUUCACUAAAUUUUGUUUGAAAUAAAAGGUAGAAAAAU